Molecule: messenger RNA, 922 nt
Organism: Drosophila persimilis
Lineage: Eukaryota; Metazoa; Arthropoda; Insecta; Diptera; Drosophilidae
Product: mitochondrial 2-oxodicarboxylate carrier
Exons: 1
Coding region: 1-918 (305 amino acids)
Source: RefSeq, a predicted model, not a curated record
AUGGGACCCCAAGUGGAGCCCGAAUGGGAGCCAAUGCCGGGUAAAUCAAGAGCCCUCUUCCAAUUUGUGGCUGGCGGAUCGGCGGGUCUCCUGGAGCUAUUGCUUUUGCAUCCAUUGGAUGUCGUCAAGACACGGUUGCAGCUGCAGGGCGUGCAAGCAGCCGCCGGAGAGCUCCGUUACACGGGUGUCUUUGACUGCAUUUCGAAGAUCUACAGUCACGAGGGUGUUGCUGCCUUUUGGAAGGGCAUUGUGCCCCCCAUAUGCUCGGAGACCCCGAAGCGAGCCGCCAAGUUUGUGGUUUACGAGCAGGCCAAGCCGCUUUUCCUAUUUGGAGCACUCCAACCGACGGCCCUAACGCAUGCCAUGGCUGGGGCAUUGGCGGGUACCCUGGAGUGCUUUUUCCUGAAUCCGUUUGAGGUGGUUAAGAUCACACAGCAGGCGGAUCGCAGUGAUGCCCUCAACACGCUGACGGUGGCCAGGAGAAUCGUUCAGAGCGAUGGAUAUGGCAUCAAAGGACUCUACCGAGGAAUCACAGCCCUCAUGAUCCGCAAUGCCAUCUUUCAUUUCGCAUAUUUUGGUAUCUAUCAAGGACUUAAAGAUGAAAUUCCCGCCUAUCAGCAUGACCUCGCGGAGUUCUUUCGCAGGGGGGCCAUUGGGUUCUUUUCGAGCAGCAUUAGCUGUUUGUUCAGUACCACUUUCGAUGUGGCCAAAUCCCGAAUACAGGGUCCACAGCCUACCAAGGGAUCCAUCAAAUAUAAAUGGACUGUGCCCACGAUCAAGACGAUAUACGAAGAGGAGGGCUUUCGAGCGUUGUACAAAGGCUUGAGUGUCAAGAUAAUGCGUGCGGGACCAGGAGGUGCUAUUCUAAUGCUGGCCUACGAGUAUGGCUAUGAGUAUUUGACGUAUAAAUAUGGUUGAAAUA